AUGUCUAGUCAAAGGGAGACGGGAAUAUCACUCAAUCAUGCUCCCGGCGGAGUUGGCUAUAAGCUAUUAGAGUUACCCCCUGAGUUGCUUACACUACUGGAAUCAGAUACGCCUCCCGUUUUAACACUAGAGUCUUCGACAAAUUCGGCAAUAUUAAAAAAUGGCACGCAAUCAUGGGGUCUCCGUCAGAAAAACACAUCGAAUGCUUUAAUCUUACUUAAGGCUUCUUCUGAUGGAACAACCCCUUCGUCUUCGGAGGUACCGGAAGCAAGCCUAAAUGCCAUUGCAACAAUCCACGAUACAAUCGAACUUGCCCCAGAACUAGCAGUGGCAGCACCUCCCGUUGCAAAGGGCAAAUGGCAUGAGAAGUUUGCCCGGGGGAGAUAG
This is a messenger RNA of Daldinia vernicosa, 387 nucleotides long. RefSeq lists its product as uncharacterized. Gene Ontology annotation, biological process: mitotic sister chromatid cohesion. The transcript has 2 exons. Bases 1 to 387 code for a protein of 128 amino acids. The record is from RefSeq and is a predicted model, not a curated record. Gene Ontology annotation, cellular component: Ctf18 RFC-like complex. NCBI's taxonomy places the organism in Eukaryota, Fungi, Ascomycota, Sordariomycetes, Xylariales, Hypoxylaceae.